AUGGAUGAUGACAAAAUUGCAUUGGUAAUUUUUACAGAAAGAGAAGGAUUUGAUAAAAAUCAAAAAUUAAAAAGUGAUUUAUAUCCAUAUUCAAAUGAAGGUAUUUCGUUACUUGAAUUAUGUUGUUAUCAUGGAUCUAUUGAUUGUUUUAAGUUUUUAAGAACGAAAUUUCAAUCAGAAAUCACUCCAAAUUGUCUUAGAUAUUCGUUUUUGGGUGGAAAUCCAGACAUUAUGUAUGAAUGCUUGAAAGUACAAAAACCAGAUGAUGAAUGCAUGAAAUAUGCAAUUAUUUCACACAAUAUUGAUUUUGUCUCAUUUUUGAUGAAUGAGUACAACAAAAAAAUUAAUUUAGUAUUGUGUUAUGAAUACAAUAAUCUUCAAUCAUUUUUAGUUUAUUUGGAUCAAACCAAUGAUAUCAACACAUGUUUUGUUAUUUCUCCGAAUUUCCAUCUUUCAUUACUUUUAGAAUAUUUUAUUUCAAAUGGUGCAGAUAUCAAUGCUAAAUACAAAGAUGGAUGGACCUCUCUUCAUUCUGCAGCCAGGAAUAAUUACAAAAUAACAUUAGAAAUUCUUAUUUCAAAUGGCGCAGAUAUCAAUGCUAAAGACAAAGAUGGAUGGACCCCUCUUCAUUCUGCAGCCAUUAAUGGUUACAAAAUAAUAUCAGAAAUUCUUAUUUCAAAUGGUGCGGACAUCAAUGCUAAAACUAAACGUGGAUAUACCCCUCUUCAUCUAGUAGCCAGUAAGAAUCACAAAGAAACAUUAGAAAUUCUUAUUUCAAAUGGCGCAUAUAUCAAUGCUAAAGACGAAGCUGGACGGACCCCUCUUCACUAUGCAGCCAGAUAUAAUAGUAAAGAAACAUUAGAAAUUCUUAUUUCAAAUGGUGCAGAUAUCAAUGCUACAAAAGAAGAUGGAUCUACCCCUCUUCAUUUAGCAGCCAUUAAUGGUUACAAAAUAAUAUCAGAAAUUCUUAUUUCAAAUGGCGCAUAUAUCAAUGCUAAAGACGAAGCUGGACAUACCCCUCUUCACUAUGCAGCCAGAUAUAAUAGUAAAGAAACAUUAGAAAUUCUUAUUUCAAAUGGUGCAGAUAUCAAUGCUAAAGACGUAUAUGGACGGAUCCCUCUUCAGUAUGCAUAG
Trichomonas vaginalis G3 is the source of this 1134-nucleotide messenger RNA. Its product is annotated as ankyrin repeat and SOCS box-containing protein 4 family. The transcript has a single exon. The record is from RefSeq and is a predicted model, not a curated record. NCBI's taxonomy places the organism in Eukaryota, Parabasalia, Trichomonadida, Trichomonadidae. The coding region runs from base 1 to 1134 and encodes 377 amino acids. Gene Ontology annotation, molecular function: protein binding.